GGCCCCGGCUCCGUUGCGUGGCGCGCGCACAUCCGGGUCCCGCCGCCGCCGCCGCCCCGUCAGUCAGUGAGUCGGUCGGUCCGUCAGUCAGUCAGUCAGUCGGUGGGUCCGCCAUGGUGGUGGGGGUGCCGGCGGCGGGCCCUCCGCGGGCGCCGCUGCCGCUGCUGUGCCUGGCGCUGACGACGGCCGCCUGGGGCCCCGCCGCCGCCUUCUACCUGCCGGGCCUGGCGCCCGUCAACUUCUGUCAGGAGGGCAACGAGAGCAACGACUGCAAGUCUGGAAUAGAACUCUUCGUGAACAGGCUUGAUUCUGUGGAAUCUGUUCUUCCUUAUGAAUAUACUGCGUUUGACUUUUGCCAAGCAGCAGAAGGAAAACGUCCAUCUGAAAAUCUUGGUCAAGUGUUAUUUGGGGAAAGGAUUGAACCCUCUCCCUAUAAGUUCUUAUUUAAGAAAGAUGAGACCUGUAAACUCGUUUGUACAAAAACAUAUAAGCCAGACAAAACGGAGGACAAACAAAAUCUGGAAUUCCUGAAAAAAAGCAUGCUCCUGAAUUAUCAACAUCACUGGAUUGUGGACAAUAUGCCUGUUACUUGGUGCUAUGAUGUUGAAGGUGAACAGAAGUUCUGCAAUCCUGGAUUUCCCAUUGGCUGCUAUAUCACAGAAGGCGGCCAUGCUAAAGAUGCCUGUGUUAUUAAUUCAGAAUUCCGUGAGAAAGAUACAUUUUACAUCUUCAACCACGUUGACAUCAAAAUUCAGUAUCAUGUUGUUGAAAAUGGGGCCAUGGGAGCAAGAUUAGUGGCUGCUAAACUUGAACCAAAAAGCUUCAAACACACACAUUUGGAAAAACCUGAUUGUUCUGGACUCCCAAUGGAUAUAAGCAACAAGGCUACUGGGGAGAUAAAAAUUGCUUAUACUUACUCAGUGAGCUUCGAGGAACAAAAAAACAUUCGAUGGGCAUCUAGAUGGGACUAUAUUUUGGAAUCCAUGCCUCAUACCCACAUUCAGUGGUUUAGCAUUAUGAAUUCCCUCGUGAUUGUUCUCUUCUUAUCUGGAAUGGUGGCUAUGAUUAUGUUGAGGACCCUGCAUAAAGACAUCGCAAGAUAUAAUCAAAUGGAUUCCACUGAAGAUGCCCAGGAGGAAUUUGGCUGGAAACUGGUUCAUGGAGAUAUAUUCAGACCUCCCAGAAAAGGAAUGCUGCUCUCAGUUUUUUUAGGAUCGGGCACACAAAUUUUAAUCAUGACGUUUGUGACUCUGUUUUUUGCUUGCCUGGGAUUUUUGUCACCUGCCAACAGAGGAGCCCUGAUGACCUGUGCUGUAGUCUUAUGGGUGCUGCUUGGAACACCUGCAGGCUAUGUCGCUGCCCGAUUUUAUAAGUCCUUUGGUGGUGAAAAGUGGAAAACAAAUGUACUGCUGACAUCAUUUCUGUGUCCUGGGAUUGUAUUUGCCGAUUUCUUCAUUAUGAACCUGAUUCUCUGGGGAGAAGGAUCUUCAGCGGCUAUUCCCUUUGGUACUUUGGUUGCCAUAUUGGCCCUCUGGUUUUGCAUAUCUGUGCCACUGACGUUCAUUGGUGCUUACUUUGGCUUUAAGAAAAAUGCCAUUGAGCACCCAGUUCGGACCAAUCAGAUUCCUCGUCAGAUUCCCGAACAGUCGUUCUACACAAAACCAUUGCCUGGCAUUAUCAUGGGAGGGAUUCUGCCCUUUGGAUGCAUCUUUAUACAACUCUUCUUCAUUCUUAAUAGUAUUUGGUCUCAUCAGAUGUACUACAUGUUUGGCUUCCUAUUUCUGGUGUUUAUAAUUUUGGUUAUUACAUGUUCCGAAGCAACUAUACUGCUUUGCUAUUUCCAUCUCUGUGCUGAGGAUUACCAUUGGCAGUGGCGUUCAUUCCUUACCAGUGGCUUUACUGCAGUUUAUUUCCUAAUAUAUGCAAUACACUAUUUCUUUUCGAAACUGCAAAUCACGGGGACAGCAAGUACCAUCUUGUACUUCGGUUACACCAUGAUAAUGGUUUUGAUUUUCUUCCUCUUUACAGGAACAAUCGGCUUCUUCGCGUGUUUUUGGUUUGUGACCAAAAUAUACAGUGUCGUGAAAGUUGACUGAAGAAACCCAUGAACCCAGGUUUAAAGUUUAAACCUUAAUGAAAAACUGUUCAUGCGAAUAUCUGGUUUUAUCGGAAGUAUUGAUCCUAAUGUUGCUUGAUACUAAAUGAACCUCUUCCCAGGCCACCUACCCCCCCACAAAAUAUGUUUUCCACUAAAGCAUUUCUGUUGUAAUUUGAUUUCAAGUAUGUUUUCAGUUCAUGAAGAACAAAUAUUGUGCGCAAAUGUAAAUAUAAUAUUUACAGUACUUCUAUUGGCCAAAUAGAAGAGGCUGAGUUAAACAACAUAAUACUUCUGAAUAAAGUACAGUUAAUUGUAAAUAGGAUUUUCUAGGCUCGGUAGGCGGGAAGAAUUAUUUUUAUUUGAAGGAAAUAACUUUUUAUCAUGGUAAUUUUGAAGAAUGACUCCAAUGAUGUGCUUUGUUUGGGAUGUGACAUUUUUUAUCUCGUACUGGUUGUAACUGUUCAUAAAUAUUCCUAUUUCUCUGCAUUGACUUCAUUAUUCCCAUGGUAUUGGCCUUUUAAACUGUGUGCCUCUGAGUCUUUGAAUUUAUAAAUUUAUUACCUAAAUAAAUAUUGUAAAAAUGUC
Molecule: messenger RNA, 2683 nt
Organism: Tachyglossus aculeatus (Australian echidna)
Lineage: Eukaryota; Metazoa; Chordata; Mammalia; Monotremata; Tachyglossidae
Gene: TM9SF2
Product: transmembrane 9 superfamily member 2
Exons: 17
Coding region: 114-2096 (660 amino acids)
Biological process (GO): protein localization to membrane
Cellular component (GO): membrane
Source: RefSeq, a predicted model, not a curated record